AUGAGUCAUCUUAACCCAGGUCCACCACGAGCACGCGGGCCAGCGCCAACCGUUUUUUGCUACAUUUGUGGACGACAAUUUGGAUCGAAAAGUAUCGCCAUUCAUGAGCCUCAAUGCCUUCAAAAAUGGCAAAUGGAGAACGAGAAAUUGCCAAAAAGUAAAAGGAGACCAGCACCAGUCAAACCGGAAGCUGUCAUUGUUGGCGGAUCUGUCGAUUAUGCGGCGACGAAUGAAGCUAAUUGGAAAGCGUCUCAAGGAGCGAUGGUUGAAUGUGAGCAUUGUGGAAGAAAAUUCAGGGAUGAUCGACUCGAAGUUCAUCAACGAAGCUGCACCGCUCACAAUCCAGCGAAACGAGUCGCUGGGAAAAGUGUUGAAAGGAAAAUUGUUGGGAAAGCU
Molecule: messenger RNA, 396 nt
Organism: Mesorhabditis belari
Lineage: Eukaryota; Metazoa; Nematoda; Chromadorea; Rhabditida; Rhabditidae
Source: the annotation of a GenBank genome assembly